Ipomoea nil (Japanese morning glory) is the source of this 2484-nucleotide messenger RNA. Its product is annotated as wall-associated receptor kinase 2-like. The coding region runs from base 40 to 2355 and encodes 771 amino acids. The transcript has 4 exons. The record is from RefSeq and is a predicted model, not a curated record. NCBI's taxonomy places the organism in Eukaryota, Viridiplantae, Streptophyta, Magnoliopsida, Solanales, Convolvulaceae. Gene Ontology annotation, molecular function: polysaccharide binding; protein serine/threonine kinase activity; ATP binding. Gene Ontology annotation, biological process: cell surface receptor signaling pathway; protein phosphorylation. Gene Ontology annotation, cellular component: plasma membrane.
UUUUGUUAUCCGAUCCUUUGUCCAACAAGCUAAGACAACAUGAACUUCUUCAUCGUACUACUACUACUACUACUUGUGUUGUCCGCAGUACUAGGUUGUUCAUCUAAAACUACUACUACUUAUCCCAUAGCUCAACCCACCUGCAAAGAUCAUUGUGGGAACGUAAGCAUCCCAUUUCCCUUCGGUUUAACCGAAGAUUGUUAUCUAAACCCAGACUUCUUCAUCAAUUGCACCAAUUCCACCAAUGGUUCUCCCAAGCCAUAUUUAGGAUCCGGUAAUGAUGCAGAGUUAGAAAGCAUAUCCAUUGAAGGGCAGUUGAGCGUUUUCCAGGGCAUAGCUCGAAAAUGCCAUAAAGGUGACGAAAUAUCGGCAAAUUCAUGGAUGAAUUUAUCGGCAUUCUUCGUCAACCAGACCGCCAACAAGUUCGUCGCCGUGGGUUGCAACACCAUUGCCACUAUCACCGGCGUCGAGGCUGGGCUGUCUUACGAAACAGGUUGUAUAGCCUCCUGUAACUGCUUCAAAGACGUGGUUAAUGGGAGUUGCUCGGGGAUUGGGUGUUGCCAGACCACCGACAUUCCUAUCCUGGCCAGCAACGUUAAUUUUACGUUGAAAACCAUCACGGAGAAUCGGAACACCCAUGGUGUUGUUAACUGCAGCUACGCCUUCGUGGUGAAAAAGGGCGAGUUCAACUUUUCCUCGGAGAUGCUUACCGAAAAAUGGGAAAUUCAAAAGGUGCCAUUGGUAAUUGACUGGAUGGUCUCCUCCAUGGAUAAAUGCAGUGAUAGCAGUAGCGUAUGCAAAGGUAAUACCACCUGUGAAGAAUAUUCCGGCCCUCAUGGUGGUGGAUCUCACGGUGGUGGAUCUCAUGGUGGUGGAUCUCACGGUGGUGGAUACCGAUGCGCUUGUAAGAAGGGUUACCAAGGUAAUCCAUAUCUUCUUCCCGGUUGUCUAGAUAUUGAUGAAUGUGCAAAUGGACAAAACACCUGCUCCAAAAACGCCAUUUGCUUGAAUACACCAGGCAAUUACACGUGCCCUUGCAAAAAAGGUUUCCAAGAAGAUGGUAAAGGUGGCUGCCAAUUACCUGUUAAAGAUGAAUGCAAAGAUAAUGGAAAAGGAUGCCAUUCAUCCAACAGAGUGAACUUGAUUGCUUUGAGUGCCGCUUUAGGUACUAUAGUGCUGCUGGUUAUUUGUUUUUCUGUGAACUUGGGAUAUCGACAGAGGAAAUCAGUACAGAUGAGAGAGAAGUUUUUUAGGGAUAAUGGAGGAAUGAUUCUGCAACAAAGGAUUGCGCAAGGUGGUGCAUCCUCUGGCACAACAAGAAUUUUCACUGCCGAAGAGCUUAAAAAAGCCACCAACAACUAUGACCAAACUAGAAUCAUUGGUCAAGGAGGUUUUGGUAUUGUCUACAAAGGGCACCUUCUUGACAACCGAAUAGUAGCUGUUAAAAAGGCCAAGAUGAUGGACCCAACCCAAGUCGAGCAGUUUAUCAAUGAGGUAAUUGUGCUUUCCCAAAUCAAUCACAGAAACAUUGUCAAACUUUUUGGUUGCUGUUUAGAGACAGAAAUUCCGUUGUUGGUUUAUGAGUUCAUAAGCAACGGGACAUUGUCGGAGCAUCUGCACAACAAAGGCAAGGCAUCGGCAAUUUCUUGGUCGACCCGUUUAAAAAUAGCAACAGAAACAGCUGAGGUCCUCUCGUAUUUGCACUCUGCAGCCUCUCCUCCCAUCAUUCAUAGAGACGUUAAAUCUGUAAAUAUUCUCCUUGAUGAUGACUACACUGCCAGGGUAUCAGAUUUUGGUGCAUCGAGAUUAGUCCCUCAAGAUCAAACUCAAUUAACAACAAUGGUUCAAGGAACAUUUGGUUAUCUCGAUCCUGAGUACUUACAAACCAACCACUUAACAGAAAAGAGCGAUGUCUAUAGCUUUGGAGUUGUCCUUAUAGAGUUACUAACGAGUAGAAGGGCUCUAUCUUUUGAAGGUCCAGAAAAAGAGAGACAUCUAUCUCAGUAUUUCCUUUCAUUGUUGAAAGAGAAUCAGUUGUUCGAGAUUCUUGAUGACAACAUUGUAUGUGAGAGAAACACUGAAGAGCUACAAGAGGUUGCAUUGCUUGCCAAAAGGUGUUUGAAUGUCAAGGGGGAGGAUAGGCCAACAAUGAAGGAAGUUGCUGUGGAACUAAGUGGAUUGAGGAGAGCAGCAAAACAUCCAUGGACCAAUAACUUUGAGACUUCAAUUGAAUCAGAGGCUCUACUUACUGAGCAACCAAUCCCCUUUGAAUAUGAUGCUACUUUCAGCAUAGCAACAACUGAAUAUGAUAGUUUAAAACAUCAUAUGGAGCUUCCAGAAGCUGCCGGAAGAUAAUUACAUCCAAUUUAUCUCAGCAAAUUAGCUAUCCCCAAUCCCAUCUACAAAUAAUAUAAAUAAUGAUCUGUUUAUAGUAUUCCUUGUGAUAAAAAAAAUUAAAAUAGUUACUGUAUUUCGAAUGAAAUU